This is a messenger RNA of Dunckerocampus dactyliophorus (ringed pipefish), 3826 nucleotides long. It is a transcript of the gene leprotl1, whose product is annotated as leptin receptor overlapping transcript like 1. The transcript is spliced from 4 exons. Gene Ontology annotation, biological process: late endosome to vacuole transport via multivesicular body sorting pathway; negative regulation of growth hormone receptor signaling pathway. NCBI's taxonomy places the organism in Eukaryota, Metazoa, Chordata, Actinopteri, Syngnathiformes, Syngnathidae. Bases 146 to 541 code for a protein of 131 amino acids. Gene Ontology annotation, cellular component: endosome. The record is from RefSeq and is a predicted model, not a curated record.
ACAUCUUAAUAUUUCCGACUUUAGGGCGAGUCAGUGAAAGCAUCUCGCCAACCACUGCUGUUUGCGUUUCAGUCGCAGUCCGCUGAGAAAGAGGGGAGCUGUUGUCAUCUGGCCGGUUGUUGUGUCGACCCUUUGUCCAGGUGAAAUGGCCGGGAUUAAAGCGCUCAUCACACUGUCCUUUGGAGGGGCCAUCGGCCUCAUGUUCCUCAUGCUGGGAUGUGCCCUGCCUGUGUAUGACAAAUACUGGCCGCUGUUCCUCCUCUUCUUCUACAUCCUCUCGCCCAUCCCAUACUGCAUCUCACGGCGGGUGGUCGACGAGACUGACUCCGCCAGCAACGCCUGCAAAGAGCUGGCCAUCUUCCUCACGACGGGCAUCGUCAUCUCAGCCUUCGGCCUGCCCAUCGUCUUCGCCAGAGCUGAAGUGAUCGCCUGGGGGGCAUGUGCGCUCGUGCUGACAGGCAACAUCGUCAUCUUCGGGACCAUCCUGGGCUUUUUCCUGGUGUUCGGGUCCAAUGACGACUUCAGCUGGCAACAGUGGUAAAACAGCAGAGGGGAGGAACGGAGGGCGGGUUGGUUGAGUUUUUAUUGUUAGCGUUAUUGUUAUUAUAAUUUGGUCCUCGUUAUUAUUUAUAUGAUGGCUGCCCAUCUGUAGACUCACUCCAGACUCUGUGCAAUAUUUACUUGUCUUUUAACCGCCUGCUUCAUGUUGAACUGGCACGGGGGGGUGUAACAUGCUGACUUCCUCAUUUCCCGGGACUUUGUCUGACUUUAGUAUCUUUUACAUCCGAAUGUGCAUCUGCUGCUGCCAUAUUUUCAGUGUAAGCGAGUAGUGGUGUCACGAGACAGUCAGUUCCUGAGAUGAGACGAUACACGAGAUUGGAUGUACGAGAACAAGACGAGAUUUUAACAUUACUUUUAAGGAAAUUAAAAUGAAAAACGAUUCAAAUAUAUUGCAAUCUACUAAUUUCAUUUUUACGACGUUACUCUUCUGCACUCUGCGCGUACACUAGCGGCCCCGCCUCCAUCCACCGAGACAAAGAGACUGCCUGACUGACAAAAAGGCUCACUCUGUUCAUGCUGUUGUACUAUGGAACAAACACGCCAAAGCGUUGCAACCGAUGCACAGAGUGAUUUAUCUUCCAGUCUGGAGGCGGGAGACAAGGAAAACAGGUACGCAUGUAUAUGGCAACAUGUUGAAGCUGGUAAAAUUAUCCAUUUUCAUUUAUUGUGUGAUUAAUUACUUUUUUUAUCGUCCCAGGCCUACUGUCCAUGAGAUUUUUUCUGAAUGAGAAAUCUUGUCAUGUUUUAAUCUCGCAAGAUCUUGUAACUGGAGAUCUUGUGACACCCCUAUUAGCGAGCAAAUUCGCCAACAAUGAUGCCUGUGAAUACUGGAAAGAAUGCUUAAUAUCUGAACUUAAAGGGCAAUUACAGGGCAGCUUUCAUGCUUUUUGUGCACUCCAGUCCACCAGGUAGCAGUAAAGUACCUCUAUGCUGGUUUGCCAACUGCUAACACACUGAAUAAUCAUCUAAUAACAGAAAGUAGAGAGGUGUGUGUGUGUUUAUUAAGGGUGGGAAUUAGGGAUGUCCCGAUCCGAUGUUAGGAUCAGGAUUUUGCAGCUCCUCUGUAUUUUGAAGAUCAGAUAUUGGCUUCCACCACGAGAUCGGCCCGUAACUAUGGGCCACACUCCAACACGGUAGGUGCGGUAAUGUGCCUCAAAGCUGGGUGCCAGUCGACUCCGCCACCCGCAAGGAGAAAAAAACGCAAAGUUAGUUUCACGUUGGACAUUCGGCUCCGUAGCUAUAGCGAUAGUUCCCCCUGGUGCGGGGAGAUUGUAUAGGAAGUGCCGCUGUAACGGCUGGUUGUUUAGACUCGGACCGUCAAAAAAUUCCUAAUGGAUUGAAGAAAGUAGCCCAAGAUUUCAGCGUUAAUGGAAUCGCGGAAUUCACCAACAAAAACAGAAUCUACUGUAAACGUGGAAUCUCACGGAAAGUGACACGUGAAUGAAAUGACGUCAUCGUGAGAAGAGGGAAACUUUGUGAAGGGAUUGGCAGACUGCUCAAUCAUGGCGGAAUCUCAUCACAAACACUACUAAACGUGUGUUCUGAGUGAAAAAAGAUAAGGGACACGUUUAUUCCUGCACCCAGCUUGGAGCAAACAUCAAUUGCCAUUAUCGACACACACAACACACUUCUGGCCUUCAAAAUAAGAGCGCUCAUUGUCACAUUUGUCUAAUUGUGUAAACAAAAUAAGGGUGUUAUAAAAAUGUCUUGCAUUAAUAACGUGAUUGGAAUUACAUCUGUGACUCCAUCUUCCUUAAUCACAAGCACGGGCAUUACAGUUUGUUGAAGAUUUUGUAGCAAUAUGUGCUGAGGUUGACAUUCCAUUAGAAAAGUUAGCCAAGCUGCGUCCAUUUCUUCAUUACUGGACAAAAUGGGCCAAUGAUGUAUUGCAUCAAUAAAUGGAAGGAUUUUUGCAUUUCAUUAAUGGACAUUUUAUUCACUAACCCAAAUAGCACACACUAUGCUGUUAAAAUAAGUGGAAAAGGUAAAAAUGGAAUUCUAAAAAGUUAAAAUGGAAAAAAAUGGAAUUUGGGAAAAAAUAAAACGGAUUGAUAGGGCCUUAAGAGAGUUUGUUUAAAAAAACCAAUAAGAAAAAAACAAGUCAUUCUAAAUCACACCAUAAAUUGAUCUAUAACCACGUCAAAUGAUUAGGCCUACCCUAGAAGUAUUUUGCAUGCCCGUUUUUUUCCAAUUUUAUCUUUUAUUGGAUGGACUUUUAUUGGAUUAGGGACCUGACUCACGUUUGUUACAAAAGCCAAACAAUAUUGUUGGUCAUGCUGUGUAAUAAAAAAGUAAAUUCAACAAUACUUUGUUUGCAUUAUUUUUUUAAUGCUUUUGAAGAGGUAUUUUCAUAGCCAUAUUCAAUUUUCAAAUUCAUGUUUGUAACUAAAGCUUAAUUAAAAAAAUACAUUUUUUAAAAUACAUUACAAUUACAAUACAUUUUAAAAGGGAUCGGAUCGGCAAGACUAUUAAAAAAAUUGGGUCGAAUCGGAAGCCAAAAAAUGUGGAUCGGAACAUCCCUAGUGGGGGUAACGUAGUGAGUAACGUACAAUAUGAUAUCAUUGUGAUAUUUUGCCAACAUUAACGAUAAUAUCAUGAUACAGCAAGUAUGAGAUAAUUGAUACUUUGUAUAUGAACCACCUAACACACACACACACACACACACACAAUAUGUAAGCGAAGAAUGAAAAACUUGCUGCAAACUUGGAAUACAAAAAAAGACGUAAAUGAAGUAAUUUAUCCCAGCAAAACAUUUUUUUGUCACAGUAUUUCCAAAAUAAUAGAUGAGAUGGACCCCUGGCCCAUUUUGUGAUAUGCUUCUCAUCAAUACUACAGUAAAAAUGCAAAACAGCACAGUCAAAUCCUCACUCAUCUCCGUAUGUUUUAUGUUUGUGUUCUUCCAGACAUCAGUGAAGGCACUGAUUGUGAUAAAAAGCACUGUAAUGAAGGCAGGUCUGUGAAAACAAUGGACGUGAUGUGUCGUGUAACACUAUACUAACACUAUACACUCUGGUUGCAAACCUUUUCAAAACUAACAACUUCAAGUCCAACAUGUCGAACGUGGGAAUAUUUGUUGUGUAGCUGUCGGAUGGGCCUCUGUGUGCGUGUUGCCGUUUAGCAGGUUCCUCCCACACAUGUUGUAUUUAUUUAUUAUUCGAUUGGUCACACCUCAUGUUCAUGUUCUAUAUAUCUUUCUUUUUUUUUUUUUGGAAGCAGAAUUCAGCAUGGUGGAGUUUCUUUUUUAAAAAUAAACGCAUUUUUGGAA